UUUGCUGCACAUUGACAGCUGUGACAGCGCUUCUCAUUCAGCAGACUUAACUAGUCAAAUGCCGAUCACGCAGUUGAAGAACCGCAAAAUGGCGCAGGCUAUAUUUGAGGUACUUGAAGGCAUGGACAAUCAGACAGUACUGGCGGUCCAAUCAUUGCUGGACGGUCAAGGAGGUGUUCCUGACCCGAACAACCAAAACGUCUCCGGCACGCCAACUAUCCAGUCUAUGGAUGACGAAGAUGUGUUCUUGUGCGGGAAGUGUAAGAAGCAGUUUAAUUCCCUGCCGGCCUUCAUGGCACACAAACGGGAGCAGUGCCAGUCGAGUGCCCCCUCCCUUUCCACUGUGUCUUUGGCCUCCACCAAUGCCUACACACCGGCUCCCUCCAUCACUUCAGGACCUCAAACCAAUGCCAACAGGCAGGUGUCCACCUACAUCACAGUUCCACCCUCCCCUCUAACACACACGCUAGUCCAAGGCAACGUGCUGGUCAGUGAUGACAUUCUUAUGUCUGCCAUCUCAGCGUUCACCUCCAUUGACCAGCCAAUGACCGCCAUGCAGACGCCCGUACAGAGUAACCCAAGCAUGCACACAACUGGUGUAUCAUAUCUUCAGCACCACCAUCACCACCAUCAUCAUCCUCAACAUCAGCCCUCCCACACACUUGCUCCGAGCCAGACGCCGGCCCACCCGCUGCCGGCAGGACAACCCACCCAGCAGCCACUCGCCUCUUCGCAUGUCCCCGCCAACCACGGCAACUCGGUAGUUCAGGUCUACAGCACGCUGCCCCACAUGGUCGGUGGCGGUAGUGCAGAGAUUCACGCAUUGAAUCUGCAUCCAUUCCAUCCUGUACAAGUGCCCAGUCAGUGUGUGGAGAGCCAAUUAUUCACCACGCCUCCUGUCUACAGUCCGGGAAAGCUGGGCAUCAAAACAAAGACGUGCAGCAUCACCACCAACACAACGGAGUUGGGCGAGUUUGAAAAACUCAUUGCCCCCAAACGACCAACAAGUAGCAAAAAAAGCACCGAUGGUGGUCUAGCAGAGUCACUGAAGUCCAAAGGACCGAAGCUGAAGUGUAAUUUCUGUGACAAAAUCUUCUCCAAAAACUUUGACCUCCAGCAGCACAUUAGGAGUCAUACAGGAGAGAAACCAUUUCAAUGUAUCGUGUGCGGUCGAGCCUUCGCCCAAAAGUCCAAUGUGAAGAAACACAUGCAGACACACAAGGUGUGGCCCAUGGGCGUGGCCAGCACGGUGUCAAGGCUGCCGCUCACUGUAAAGGUCGUGCCGGUGUCACCCAAUGAGGAGGAGGCCGGCGGGGAUCAGCAGCAGCAGCAGCAGCAGUGUGACCAGGAGGAGGCGGACCCCCAGCACCAGGCAACACGGGAAGACGACGCAGCCUCAUUGGCUUUGGCCACAGAAACAUCAGGGGAAGCGGAGGAAAGCGUAUCGGAGGCCCAAGCUGAUGUAGAGAGCCCUUGCGGCGAGUCUCUGACCUCUCAGCCUCCGAACCAAGAGGGUCCAGCUCAGACGAAACAGAUUGUGGUGGUCGACAGCUCCUACCAGUGCCAGUUCUGCUCGAGCAAGUUCAAGACCUACUUCCAGCUCAAAUCCCACAUGACCCAACACAAGGGGGAGCAGGUUUACAAGUGUGUGCUCAAGUCCUGCUCCCAGACCUUCCAGAAACUGGAUCAGUUCCUGGAGCACAUCAGGACUCAUCAGGAGCAGCUGACCUACCGCUGUCACCUCUGCAGCAAGGUGUUCCCCUCUCUGUUUGAACUGGGAGUCCACCAGUACUCCCACUGUUUCUGCCCGCAGCAGAACACACGCAAGGAAACCACAUUCUACAGGUGUGUGAAAUGUCAAAGCAAAUAUUCUUCCCAAGAAGCUCUGGAGCAACACCUACUGACUGCCUCACACAACUUCCCAUGCCCACACUGUCAAAAGGUGUUCCCGUGCGAGAGGUACUUCAGACGCCAUCUACCCACUCAUGGUGUUGGAGGGAGGUUUAAGUGUCACAUCUGCAAGAAAGUCUUCAAGACAGAACACUACCUCAAACUACACACAAGGAUUCACUCGGGUGAGAAGCCGUACAAGUGUUCCGUGUGUGAAGCCACUUUCAACAGGAAGGACAAAGUCAAGCGCCACAUGCUCAUCCAUGAACCCUUUAAAAAAUACAAGUGUCCUUUCAGGACUCAUGUAGGUUGCACGAAAGAAUUCAACAGACCGGACAAGCUAAAGGCACACAUUCUGUCGCAUUCAGGCAUCAAGCCCUUCAAGUGUCUUUUCUGUCAGAAGGCGUUCAGUCGCAGGGCUCACAUGCUGGAGCACCAGCAGUCGCACACGGACAGUUAUCGCUUCCGGUGCUCCGUCUGUAACAAAGGCUUCUCCAGACAGAGUUACUAUAGAGACCACAAAUGUUCAGGGGCGGGGAACGGUAAGAGACAAGAAGGCGAGACCACAGAGGAAUAUGUGGAGCGAGACAGAGGGGACGAGCGAGCCGGAAGAAGGAGCUGCGCUCGUCUUACGAGGCAGGCGGGGAGAUUAAGGACUGCCAGACAUGAGGUUAGGGAAGAAGACAACCAGGAGGAGACGGGAACAGACGCGGAUGAUGGAGAGCGGGACUCAACAGAUGACGGCGGUCAAGCUACGGCGGCCAUGGCUGCCAUCGAAGUUGAGGGGAUUGAAGGCGAUGCAUCACAGUAGAUAUCUAGAGCCACUCCUGAACCGGUUUCCUCCUACGCUAUGUUUGGGGAUUUUUAGAAUCAAUCAGGAAAUGUUUACUAGAUGUCCAAUGAAUAUUUUGUUUUAUAUUAAAACAUUAAAAAUGAAACUAUACAUGCUUAUAAACAAUAA
Hippocampus zosterae (dwarf seahorse) is the source of this 2851-nucleotide messenger RNA. RefSeq names its product zinc finger protein 341 (gene znf341). The record is from RefSeq and is a predicted model, not a curated record. Gene Ontology annotation, molecular function: DNA-binding transcription factor activity, RNA polymerase II-specific; RNA polymerase II transcription regulatory region sequence-specific DNA binding. Bases 59 to 2701 code for a protein of 880 amino acids. Gene Ontology annotation, cellular component: nucleus. The transcript is spliced from 16 exons. Gene Ontology annotation, biological process: regulation of transcription by RNA polymerase II. Lineage: Eukaryota; Metazoa; Chordata; Actinopteri; Syngnathiformes; Syngnathidae.